CUGGUUUUUAAAGGAAGGUAUGAGAGAGAGAUGGCACUCUCUGCCCUGACUACUAGAAAGACAGCUGGGCUACUAGCGACCAGCACUCACUAGCCACCCUGGGCCCAGACAUGCUGCUUAUCACAGUGGGCUCCUACAGAGUCCUGUGUGCAAUGCUGGUGUCCAUCCUGCACAUGGCUUCUCUUAAUGCUCUAAAUGUGACAGACCCUCUUGCUCGAACCUCCAUUCAAAAAAGCUACGAUCUAACCAAGUACUUGGAGCAUCAGUUGCGCUCCCUGGCUGGUCCAUAUUUAAAUUAUCUUGGCCCUCCGUUUAAUGACCCAGACUUCAAUCCACCACGUGCUGGGGGGCCAGAAACAAUACCUAGUGCCUCUGUGGACUUUCACAUGUGGAGGAAUCUAAAUGAUGGAUUACGUUUGGCAGAAAAUCACCGGGCAUAUAGCCUUCUUCUCUGUUAUCUACGGUCCAUUGAUGGUGAGGUGGCACGUGCAGAACUGCGACGGAGCCUUGGCCGAUUUUGCACCAGUUUACAAGGCCUGGUGGUUAGCAUUGCUGGAGUGAUGUCUUCGCUGGGGUAUCAGCCCCCACAAGAACUUGCUACUUCCUCUCCACUCCCAGCCAUGGGCUAUGGUAGAGGUAAUGACUUUCUACGUAAAAUGGAGGACUUCUGGUUGUUAAAGGAGCUGCAGAUCUGGCUAUGGAGGUCCGCUAAAGACUUCAACAGGCUCAAGCGGAAAGUUCCAGCUGUUGUCUCCCUCAGAGUGGAAUCCCGUGGGUACUGAUGUGGUGGUUUGGAGAAGAUAAGUUCCCACUCACGCAAUUUCUGAGAGUUUAGUGAUAAACAUGAAAAGCAGACCAUGUAGGAAUAAUUGAAUGUUCAAUGGCUCAGGACAAGGAGAGCAGGUUGAAGAACAUGACAUGCAUCUGGAUUUUUAAGAGCACUGACCUCUGAAAUACAAAAACAUGGAGAGAAGUCAUAAAAGCAUUUUAAUAUGAUAAAAAAAACAAUUCAGAUAAAUAACCACCAGAGUAGAUUAGAGAGUGUGGUUGGGAGAGAAGUGAGGUAUACUAAUAGAUAGUAUAACAUUUGAUGGAAAAUAUCUGCCUUCCCUUAUUUGUGUCAUCGGUGAUACUGGGAACCUUGCUUGUCAUAUAAAGCAGACAGGGCGCAUGGGAAGUAAGGAACAGUGAAACACAAGCAGGCUAUACUGACCCUACAGGGAAGAUGGCUAUAAUUAUCAGGCCCAGCGGCACAUACAAGGUAGUUAUUGGUGAAUUUUCAUCAACAGUGGUAUAUAUAAGAGGCAAACAUUUUUUUAGCACAUCUGGAAGUGCUUAUAAAUAUUGGACACUAACAAUACAGCAGAGGGAGUUUAAUCUCAGGAGAUUAUUAUUUUGUAGGAACAGCUCGAAAAGCGAAAAUGGUCACUUCUUCAAA
Molecule: messenger RNA, 1438 nt
Organism: Spea bombifrons (plains spadefoot toad)
Lineage: Eukaryota; Metazoa; Chordata; Amphibia; Anura; Pelobatidae
Gene: CLCF1
Product: cardiotrophin like cytokine factor 1
Exons: 3
Coding region: 111-782 (223 amino acids)
Biological process (GO): ciliary neurotrophic factor-mediated signaling pathway; negative regulation of neuron apoptotic process
Molecular function (GO): ciliary neurotrophic factor receptor binding
Source: RefSeq, a predicted model, not a curated record